AUGUCAAAAAAUAAUUCCAUAAUUUUAAAUAAAUCAACCGCACCAAAACCUUCAAUACCCUUCACUAUAUUACCAAGUCCUUUUCAAACUGUAAUUGUGAUCAGUGCAGCACAGUAUCAACAAGCCAUACAAAAAACAAAUGAACUUGACAAUGAAAUUAAAAAUACUGGAGUAAAUCUAACGCUUAUUCAAGAAGUUAGCAAGAAAAAAAAGAUCGAUUAUUCAAAUAUUAUUUCAGAGUUAAUUCCUUUAUACGCAAAAAUCAAUCGAUUAAUUCCGUUAUAUUAUAUUGUCACAAAGAACAAUGACAUGGCAGCAAGGAAUUUCAUAACUAUGAAAUAUCGUAUCCAACAACAAAUUAUAUCACUUCCUGAUGAAUUAUUUUUCUUAAGGAUCGAUGAAUUACAAAGACACAAAGAAUUGCUUUAUCAACUUGAAAAAUAUGAACCUGAAUUAGAAAAAUUACAAAAUUCUGGAGGUGCGCUGGCGAAAUUUUUAUCUUUGGUUGGAGACGGCGAUUCAUUUGGUCAACUUUCAAGUCAAGUUGGAGAUUUAUUUGUGCCAAAAUUGUAUGGCAAUUUAGGCAUUUUAGAGUUUACAAAAGUGGAAAUAGAGAAUCAUAUAAAUGUUAGACAUUGGGUUAAUUAUUGGAAGAAAUAUGAUAAUAAUUAA
Molecule: messenger RNA, 672 nt
Organism: Entrophospora candida
Lineage: Eukaryota; Fungi; Glomeromycota; Glomeromycetes; Entrophosporales; Entrophosporaceae
Source: the annotation of a GenBank genome assembly